Molecule: messenger RNA, 2696 nt
Organism: Arachis stenosperma
Lineage: Eukaryota; Viridiplantae; Streptophyta; Magnoliopsida; Fabales; Fabaceae
Exons: 4
Coding region: 497-2542 (681 amino acids)
Source: RefSeq, a predicted model, not a curated record
AUGAAAAAGAUCACUUUUUUAUUGCUCAGCUCUUCUGGGUCGCUCUGAUUUUCUUCUUGCUGCAUUAAUGGUUCUCUCUCUCUAUUCUGCUUCUGCCUUUUCUUCUUCUUCUUCUGCUGCUGCAACGUGGCAAGUUUCCAUUCUUACAAUAGCUGAAUUCCACUAUUACUUUGGGAAUUUGGACUGAACAUGUUUUCCUUCAUCAUCAUCAGGGAUGAGUUCAUUUUCCUUCAUUCAAUAGUUUUUUGGUUCUUGUUGUUUGCUUGAAACUGCUGCAUCUUCAUUCAUGGCAUUAAUGGGCAUGGGUGCAAAUAUGCAAUACAAUGACCAUUUCCCGGGACAUUACUCCAUGAAGGGCCUCAUCUUUGGUGCCGAAGGAAGCUCAUGGACUUCAUCAAACAAGGGACUUCUAUAGCAGACAAUUCUCGAGCAUGAUGCUAUAUUUAGGGACCAAAUUCAUGAGCUGCACCAAAUUUACCAGAAGCAAAGGGAAUUGAUGGAUGAAAUUAAAAGGAAUGAAUUAUGUAAACAUGAUUUAAGGUUGGAGACAUCAUGGUCAAGUUCCUCUCUGUGUUGCUCAUCAAAUUUGCCUCUGUUGGCUGGUCAAUCAUCUGUUUUAAUUGUGGAACGCAUCGAGUCACUAAUGGCUUUGGCACAAGAAAAGAACAGGCAAAGAUGUCCUGCUUCUGAAACUACUCCAACUGUAAUCAAAGAUCUCUUAAAAGAUUCUGAAUUAUCACAGUCUUACAGAAAAGUUGGUAACAAAAUUUUGGAUCUCCAACUUCCAGCUGAAGAGUACAUUGAUAGUGAAGGCGAUUCUUUCGAAAGUGAAAAGAUUACAUCUUUUACUUUAAAUGGAACUUCUCAGGUUGUGUGUAACGGUUUAGCCGACUUAAAUGUACCUUUUAAUCUCGAGGAAGAGAUGGGUGCGGAGUCUGAUGAUUUGCAGCCCAGAAUCCAUCAUGGAAGCUCCCUUGUUUGUGAUCUAUCAAGAGCAACAAAAUCAGGCUGGCAUAAUUUUCUCAAUGAUGCUAUACAGAAUUUGAACAAAAGAAAGUAUCUUGAAGAUUCCUCAGAUGAGAAACUCGUACCGAUGUCCUCAAGUAAUAUUGCUGGGAAAAAUGGCAGGGUCUUGAAUUCCCUAGCCGGAUUUAGUGAUACCGACAGGCAAUCUGUUCCAGUUGAAUCAUUGAGUCAGAAACUUGAGCAAGUUAACAUUUUUGCAUGUUUGCAAAACUAUCUUUUCCGCAACGGCUUUUGCUUUAGUGCCAAGGCAUUUCAUCAACCAUCAAUCGAUACUGAUGAGCUAAGCAGCUGCAACAACCAUGGUUCAUCAUCGGCUAGCCGUGAGCUUAGGGAGUGUGUUCAGGGCUCUGAAGAUGUGUUCAAUCCCAAGAACAUAAACCUGAAUACCAUGCCUGCUUAUUCCGAUACAAUAACAGCAUUUCAAAGCAUUCAGAAUUCAAGGGAAGAAGAUAAGUUUGAGUGUUCAAGAUUUCCUUGGCUUAAAGAAAAGCCGGCACCCCAAGGAAAACUCAAUGAAGAGGGUAAAUCUUCAACACAUGUAAGAAGCAACACUCUUGCAUUUGACAUUAAUGGAAAGACCGAUGCUUCCAAAAUUCUGUGCGUUGAAGAAACUCUGAAUAUAUCAAAAAAUUCACAUGUAGAUCAUAUUCUUGACAAGGGGGAACAGGUCCGUGCUGGUGAAAAGUUCUUGGAAAAUGAGAAGACGAUGCAUGAAUGCUUGAUCCGCGUCAUUGACCUGAAUUCAUGCAUGAAUGCGGAUAAGAAUACACCAAUGGAUAUCGAUCUUCAGGCCCCUACGAGUCCAGAAAAUAAGGAAAGUUCUCCACCAAGAGGAGAAUCCGAUGAAGCCCAAGAGGAGCAAGCCAGAAUGGCAGCAGAGGCUUUGGUUUCGAUAUUCAAGGUGGCGAUCCAUAAUGGUCUCCAAAUGACAACAUGUUCACCAUUAGAAUCUUCCAUGAGUAGCCCUCUUCACUGGUUUUCUGGGAUUGUUUCUGCAAUAGUGGAUCAUUCAGAGAGUGAGGUUACCUUGGAGCAGCAUCUGCCUACUGAUUUUGAUUACUUUGAGUUCAUGACUUUAAAUUUGACCGAGACAACAAUCCUAGAUAGCUUCUAUAAGAGCAAUGGCCAAUCCAAGCAAGAAGGUGAAGGGUCUACCUCACUGACUCGAUCGAGGAAGUGCCGAUCAAAUAGGUCCCGGCGGGGGAAGGACUUCCAGAAUGAGAUUCUACCAAGUCUUGCUUGUUUGUCAAGGCACGAGGUGACCAAAGACCUUAAGACCAUAGGAAGUCUAGUUAAAGCCGCCACGGCUCGUACUACUCGCUCGACAGCUGGCUGCGCAAGAAGCGCAGGUAAAAAUGCACCGGCCAAGGCGAGGAGAAGGCCAUGUAAAUCAGCUUCUAACAUUACAGACUUACUGAAAAGAGGCCUAAUUAGUUGGCAAAAAAUAUGUAGAAAGAAAAGGAGCCAAAGAUUUCCAGUCAGUAAUCUCCAGCUUAUUUUUAAAUCAAGUACAUAACUAACUGAUCCGCCUUUGAAACUAUGUAAUUUAUACUCAUUUUGUCUCGUAAAAUGAUGAGUUAAAGACAUGCAGAAAUGCAUGUCAACUUAAUUUACGAGACAAAAUGAGUUCAAAAAACAUUCCAGAAGGGAUCUUUUUGUAAAUAUUUUCA